Dicrocoelium dendriticum is the source of this 398-nucleotide messenger RNA. Lineage: Eukaryota; Metazoa; Platyhelminthes; Trematoda; Plagiorchiida; Dicrocoeliidae. The record is from the annotation of a GenBank genome assembly.
AGCUAACAGCACAUAAAUGACGCACACAGAUAGCGCAGGUGCAACCUGUGCUUGCCAUACCGAUGUGAAUGCGCAGCGAAACGGUAGUGAAGAUUCACAGGAUGCUGGUUUUGACAAAUCAAGUGCUGUUGUGCAGGAGAAUGUGUCCGAGGAACGGCAACCCGGAGAGGAGUGUAUUCUGCUUGGUGCGGCGGCGAUAGCUGCGGGUGCAGCUUUGUCGUGGUUAUCAAACCACUAUUUCUCGGACACUAUUCCGUACGGAGAACCUGCUGACUCAGCAAACACAGUCCAAAUUUCGGACAAGAACUCUUGUGUGGUCCACACCUAUCUAGAAUUUUCGGAUACAGUAUAGUUUGCAUCCAACUUGUGGCCACAUAAUCACACAUCCUCCAAUUGAU